This is a messenger RNA of Kazachstania africana CBS 2517, 672 nucleotides long. RefSeq lists its product as uncharacterized. The record is from RefSeq and is a predicted model, not a curated record. Lineage: Eukaryota; Fungi; Ascomycota; Saccharomycetes; Saccharomycetales; Saccharomycetaceae. The transcript has a single exon. The coding region runs from base 1 to 672 and encodes 223 amino acids.
AUGUCGAGAAUUCCAAAUAGUGAGAGCACGAGAAGCUUGCCGAAGAUGAAGUCGAUUUGGAUAGAUGAAGACGAAGAAAAUGAGAAGUUGUAUGGUUUGCAAUAUGCUUUAGAACAUGCCGACGGUUUGCAAAAUAAUAUUAAUAAUAUUCAUGAUGAGGACGAUGGCUUGAAACUGACUUUAUUGAAUAGUUGUACACCGUAUCUACCUGAGACCAAAAAACUUAAGAAAAUUGCAUCCAGUAGUAAAAAUUCUAAAGUGACCGCUGGCACAAAGAGGGAAAAGAAAAGCAUACGGGGAAAACUUGUAAAUAUUAUAACAUCGAUGAAAUCAAGCCCGCAAAGGAAUUCAUUUGAAGUGUCAAAGCCAUUUGGGUUCCAACAUAUAUCCCAUGGUGACUUCAACGAAUCAAGUCAUAACAAGCUGAAUAGGAUGGGAGAAAUUUCUAAUCCGGUAAGUCCUGCUAAGACGUUGAGUAGAAUCUUCGUCACAGAGAAAACAACUCCGAACAGUAACGAAGGAAGAGUAGCACGGUCUUCGAACGGAACAAGAAUAUCUUUUGAAAUGGAAGAUAGUUUCCAAAUUAGAAAUAGUUUUGUCCAUUCGGAGGACGAGUUACAGUUUGAUUCAUUCAUGGAUGAAGAACUUUACGAAAUGUUUAUCAAAAAUUGA